ACAGCCGUCCAUCCCCUCACUGAACGGACCCCCCGCUGGCGCUGUCGAAUUUCCCAUCCGCGAAAAAUUCAAAUAACCCCACGGACGUUAGAAUAAUCCUCGCAUCGUCUGCCCGCAAAUUCGUAAGAUAAAGGUGAAAUUUCGACGCCUCUCGACCGGCGAACGGACGCGGCAGGGCGGUACCUUGCGCCGCACUCCGGAGCCUGGCGUCGCGGCGCAUACACCAUCCAACCGGCGUCCAGGUCGCACGCGUCGGUCCCGAAGUCGCAUCGAGUCCGCGUAUUCGUAAUACGAUCAGUGCCAUGGAACACCGGAGUGUUGGACUUGAUCCCUUCACGAGAACCGUGUCAAAGUAUAAAUAACUAGUGGACUAACUAACUAACAAUAAGAUUUAUUGUAAAUUAGAUUAAGAUUAGAGUUAAGUACCGUUAAAUCAUUGAUGUAACUAUUAACUAGACGCGGCUUUAAGAUGUGAUAAAACCUGAUGUGUCGACAAGGUUGAUGAACAAUCAGAAAAUGGAGCUGGACGGCGAUGCCAGGUUUCUGAUAGGCAAUGACACCUCCAACCUAACGGACAGCCUCAACAACACCUUAGAAUUAUAUAACAUUCUGGCCCCCCUAGACGUUGGUCAGUACUUGGAGAAGAUCAGUCUCCCGACUGAUCUUUUGGCAUCCGAUUCGACCAAAUACCACGACAAUCAGGUCUUCAAUUGCAGUUUGCUACUGAAUGGAACGAAUGGCACAUGUGAAACGAACGUGGUCGACGUACACAAGAAUUAUUGGGCCUUGAUAUUAGUGCUGUUUCCGAUUUUCACCCUCUUCGGCAACGUCCUGGUUAUUUUGAGUGUCUAUAGAGAACGGACUUUGCAGACAGCCACCAAUUAUUUCAUCGUUAGCUUGGCGCUCGCCGAUCUUCUAGUCGCUGUUGUUGUUAUGCCGUUUGCAGUUUAUGUUUUGUUUAAUGGUACAUGGGGACUUCCAGGGUUUGUGUGCGACUUUUACAUAGCCAUGGAUGUAACUUGUUCCACGUCGUCCAUCUUUAAUUUAGUAGCGAUUUCAAUAGACCGAUAUAUAGCCGUUACGCAACCAAUAAAGUACGCAAAACACAAAAAUAACCGAAGAGUCUGGCUGACGAUCGCCCUGGUCUGGAUGAUAUCGGCGGCAAUUGGGUCGCCCAUCGUCCUGGGACUGAACAACACCCCAGAUCGGGUCGCGGACGCAUGCCUGUUCUACAACAGCGACUUCAUCAUCUACUCCAGCCUCUCCUCUUUCUACAUACCUUGUAUUAUUAUGGUCUUUCUUUACUACAACAUAUUCCGGGCUCUUCGAAACAGGGCGAUGCAGUCGCGACUGAACCGCAAGCCGUUGCCGUGCGAGAUCAAGCCGGGCAGCGUGAUCGAGAACGUGGCAAAUCCGGGACGGUUGGCGGAAACCGCCCUCGGUCCGACGAUCGAGGAGCAGGCCACCAACACCGGGUCCGGAUCCGGCGACGAGGACGACGACGCCCCCGACGCCGAAUGUCACGUCAUCUCGAACGACAAGAGCACAGAGUUCAUACUCGCCACCGUCGUCGAGGAAGCGGCGUACACGCAUCAAAACUCUGAUGGGUCGUAUGACAAAAUCAUAUCGACCGUAGUGGCCAGUCUGGCAUCACCACCGAACCUGGCCGACCCCAACGGCAACAACGAUUCAGGAUACGCACCCAGUCAGCAGGAUAACGUCCUCGAAAGCCCCAGGAAUCAGUCCGUGCAGAGGAGCCAGUCCAAACGAAAUGGUGUCGACACCGAACUCAGGCCGAUAAGGACGAUAAGCGGGGCGAACAGCACCCCGCCUCCACGAUCAACGGGGUCGAAGAAGGAACGGAAAGCGACGGCAGCAGCCCGCUUCACCAUCUACAAAGUGAACAAAGCCAGCCGAAAGAAACGAGAAAAAUCAUCCGCCAAGAAAGAGAGGAAAGCUACCAAGACGCUGGCCAUUGUACUGGGUGUCUUCCUAAUAUGCUGGGUCCCGUUUUUUACUUGCAACAUCCUGGACGCUAUGUGCAGUAAAUUGAGUUUGAACUGUCAGCCCGGAGUGGCGGCAUUCCUGCUGACUACUUGGCUCGGUUACAUGAAUAGUUUCGUUAACCCGGUCAUCUACACUAUCUUCAAUCCGGAAUUCAGGAAGGCGUUCAAGAAGAUUAUGUACAUUGGCCCGUAGGCCUUCAUUCUAGACAGCGCUAAAUGCGCACACAACGACGGGGAUUAAAUGAAACCGCUUUAAAAGUUACUUCGAAAUUUCCCGACAUUGAAUUAUCCACGUUUCACGUAUGAAGUUCAAACAAUGACCGUGAUAAUGUAACUAUGAAGUGCUGUGGACUUUUGUUCGCUGAAAUUAUCUGGUCGCUGUACUAAUAACACUUUUGAAAACACCCACUGUUUAAAUUAAUGGCAAACCUCGGUUUCGUUUCAUCCCAGUCUGGAUUUAGUUAAAUUAAAACGUGCUCGGGGGGGUCACAAUUUUACCGGUGAUGUAUAUUCGUUUCGAUUCUCAUGAAUGUGGCUGUGAUUUUUCAAAAUAUAUCUUAAUACUGUGUUCCCGUUGUUUUAAAAUUGAUGGCCCCGGUAAAAUGUGAUGCAAAGAUUUAAAUCGCGAGAAAUGCACUUCAGGCAAAAUAUGAGUAAUAAGGGUAAUUCAUAUGCUUUGAUAAAAACAACGUGAUAGGCUAUAAUUUACAUAAAUGGGGUCGAAAAUAUUGUUCAUUAAUUGGUGCUUCUAGGAAAUUUGUGUACAUAGGACGUUUGUAAAUAUUUACGUGUGAAGUUUGAAGAACACAUCGUUUUAUUUUUAACCCCAUUUCGUGUGUGUCUUCGAAUAAAUGCAUCAUAUUUUACGAGCAACUGCUCAAUAAUUUUGUUCCUUUUAAUUACGCUCAAGACCUAGUUUAAAUCAUGAUCAGUUCUCACCACGCCAUCAAACUAUUUUACAAAGACAUUCCGAAUUUACUGCAAACAUAUCACCAAUUCAUUACUGUUAAGUAAAAUACACAUUUUGCAAAUAUCGAGCUUGAACCAUUGAUAAUAAUUAGCGUUUUUAAUACCAGUUAAUGUUGCUGUUGUGGGUUUGGAACUUGCGCGUAUAAUUUGGAUUUUGUACAUAUUUGUAUAGCUCUGUACAUAACUGUAGAUCUUGCUAAGGUUUUUGUGUAAUACUUGCUAAGGCCUAAUGCGCGGGCCAGAAUUUAUUGACGUAAGUUCCAAAUCGAAAUAAUUCUUAGAACGGGUCGAAGUGUUUCAAAUAAUUCAAUUUUUAUUAUUCAAUUAAUAGAUCUCUAAUGUAAAAUAAGAGCAUAGAUAUUAUGUUGGAUUGUUUGAACUCGACCAAAAAAUAAAUAGUGUUUAAUUCCAAAUAUAUGAUUCUGUGAUCUAUGUAAAUUUUUACUACCUGUUUUUAUUGUUUUUGUGUUGUGUAUGUUAUAUAGUAUAUAUAAGAAUCGAUUGAAUUGGAUAAAAUUUGUGCGACAAUCACUGGAAAGACUAAACAAGAUAAUAUUCUAAAGCUCUAUUACAAUUCUGAAGGACUAACACAAGAGAAAAUAUUAUAAAACUUUUUCGAUGUUCAUUAAUAAUUUUCUUCGGUUAUUUUUAAACAUAAAAAUGAUUAGUGAAGUUUUCGUCUAUUUUCUUGACCAAUUUGAAUAGUUGUAUCAAAAUAUUUUGCUUGGUUGGUCGAUCCAAACAAAAAUAUGACGAAGUUUGAAGUUUUGGAAUAAAACUUUUGUGUAUCUCAUUUUUCCGCUUACGCUUUAGUCAGUAUAGAAAAAAGUUGAGAGUGUUUUCAUAAUAUUUGCUCUUUACAAGCGUUUUAAACGACUAUCGAGGUAAAAUAAUCAAGUUGUUGUUUUUGGACGCGUCCAAAAUUGAAAUUUAACAUAUCUUCAACAUACCAAUACGUCUAAUAUAUCACAUGGAUUGAAUUUUAUCCAAUUUCAUAAAUAGUAUUGCAUGUUAUACACUAAAGACAAAAUAAUAUCUAUUUGUUAUUGUUUACUGUUCAUCAUAUACUAAAGUUAAAUAUAGAGUUAAUAUUUAAGCUGUGUAAAUAUUGUACAUAAACUAGAUAAAAAUUGGUGUAUACUUAUAUGAAAAAAAAAUGGCAGUAUUACCUUACUUCAUUUUACGAAACCUAUAAAAGACAAUUUUCACGAGAAUGUGUUUAACAGUUUCGAAUACUUUUCCAAAUUGUUGUACACUGAGCCCCAUUUCUUGUGAAAUUUCUCUUUUAAGUUAUAAAAUAAAACUUCCAUCCCUUGUAAAUCAAAAACCUACGCUUACUAACUUAUAAAGUAUGUAUGAUAGACA
Molecule: messenger RNA, 4340 nt
Organism: Aethina tumida (small hive beetle)
Lineage: Eukaryota; Metazoa; Arthropoda; Insecta; Coleoptera; Nitidulidae
Gene: Dop2R
Product: dopamine D2-like receptor
Exons: 8
Coding region: 502-2199 (565 amino acids)
Biological process (GO): adenylate cyclase-activating adrenergic receptor signaling pathway
Cellular component (GO): membrane
Molecular function (GO): dopamine neurotransmitter receptor activity, coupled via Gi/Go; G protein-coupled receptor activity
Source: RefSeq, a predicted model, not a curated record